CCUUCUCUGUUCUGUCCGUUACACCGAAACCAAUUACCAGUCUCAAUCAAAUUGACCCUUUAAAUUCCUCAAAAUUACAAACUAACCACUUUUCUUCUUCUUCUUCUUCCUCUUCCAAUGGAGAACCAUAACAACAACGACACCGGUUCGGUUCAAUCUCAGCGACCCGAUUCAUUUGGUCGGUUUGGGCGGUUUGGAGGCAAGUAUGUCCCUGAAACUCUCAUCCAUGCUCUCACUGAGUUAGAAGCUGCAUUCCAUUCUCUAGCUUCCGAUGAAGAUUUUCAGAAAGAGCUGGCUGGGGUUCUAAAGGACUAUGUAGGUAGGGAGAGCCCUCUUUACUUUGCUGAGAGGCUGACAGAGCACUACAAGCGUGGUAACGGUGAAGGGCCACACGUGUAUCUUAAGAGAGAGGAUCUCAACCACACUGGUGCUCACAAGAUUAAUAACGCUGUUGCUCAGGCUUUGCUUGCCAAAAAGUUGGGGAAGAAGAGGGUUAUUGCUGAGACUGGUGCUGGCCAGCAUGGAGUUGCCACCGCCACCGUGUGCGCUCGAUUUGGGUUGGAAUGCGUUGUUUAUAUGGGUGCACUAGAUAUGGAAAGACAGGCCCUUAAUGUGUUCAGAAUGCGCCUUCUUGGUGCUGAGGUGAGAGCUGUACAUGCAGGAACUGCUACGCUGAAAGACGCUACAUCGGAAGCUAUAAGGGAUUGGGUGACUAAUGUGGAGACUACACAUUACAUUUUGGGUUCGGUUUGUGGGCCACAUCCAUAUCCUAUGAUGGUAAGAGAGUUUCAUGCAGUGAUAGGGAAAGAAACAAGAAAGCAAGCAUUGGAAAAAUGGGGAGGGAAGCCAGAUAUUCUAGUAGCAUGUGUUGGCGGUGGUUCAAAUGCCAUUGGUCUUUUCCAUGAAUUUAUUGAUGACAAAGAUGUUAGGUUGAUUGGAGUGGAGGCUUCUGGGUUAGGCCUUGAAAGUGGCAAGCACGCCGCUACAUUAACGAAGGGAGAAGUUGGAGUUUUGCAUGGAGCAAUGAGCUAUCUUUUGCAGGAUGAUGAUGGGCAAAUAAUUGAACCUCAUUCUAUCAGUGCAGGGUUGGACUAUCCAGGGGUUGGACCAGAGCAUAGUUUCUUGAAAGAUGCAGGGCGUGCUGAAUACUACAGUGUUACAGACGAAGAAGCACUCGAAGCUUUUAAAAGAGUAUCCCAGUUGGAAGGCAUAAUUCCAGCUUUGGAAACAUCACAUGCUCUUGCUUAUUUAGAGAAACUCUGCCCUACCCUUCCAAAUGGAACUAAGGUUGUGGUUAACUGCAGUGGCAGAGGGGAUAAGGAUGUUCAAACUGCUAUGAAAUACUUGAAAAUUUGAAAGUACAUGAUUCAGUCUCCAACAUAGUUGAACAGUUCAGCUCUUGAUUGACCUAUUUUCUUUUCUUAUUGAGAUUGAUGUGAAGUUGACUUAGUUUGAGGAGGAUCACUUGUGAAAGAAUUCUUCUGGGAAGAGUUUAGUUUUUGGAAACCAAUAUAUGCCUAGGAAUUUUCUAAAUGUUGUUACAAUUAUUACAGGGCAUCAAAGGAUACUGUCAUUGUUUGAUUUGAAGAAUAAAAUAGCUCAUGUAAAAUUAUGUAUCAUAUAUAAAUAAGAGAUAUUCGUUUUGACAGAAUGAAGCAUUGUCUACCUA
Messenger RNA from Medicago truncatula (barrel medic), 1669 nucleotides. Its product is annotated as tryptophan synthase beta chain 1. Lineage: Eukaryota; Viridiplantae; Streptophyta; Magnoliopsida; Fabales; Fabaceae. Gene Ontology annotation, biological process: L-tryptophan biosynthetic process. The record is from RefSeq and is a predicted model, not a curated record. Gene Ontology annotation, molecular function: tryptophan synthase activity. The transcript has 5 exons. Bases 118 to 1356 code for a protein of 412 amino acids. Gene Ontology annotation, cellular component: cytoplasm; chloroplast stroma.